AUGUCUGAAACCUCGCAUAUACCCAAGGCCAUUCUCUACUACAACCCAUCGUCAAUAUGGUCUGCAUGCGGUGUAGAGGAGAAGGGCUAUGGAGAAGACGAACUAGAGCGCAAGAUUGUUGAUCUCGGCAAGGCCGAAAACCUGUCUUUAAGUUUCCUCAGAAUCAAUCCACAGGGAACUGUACCAACGCUUGUCGUGCCACUCGAAAAGACCCUCGCUCCCGACGACGACCAUCGAUACAAGGCGGUCACGGAUACGAAGUCUGUGCUGGAGUUCCUGGACAAAUCGCGCUCCGCAAUUUCUCGUACGCAUACAGUCUCCUCUGCUCCAGCUCCAGCGUUGGCACCUGCCACGAUUGCACUUUCCUCAACUGCAUCGGUGAUCAUCGACCUGCUGCAUUCGGACGAUGCGAGUCCUAAAAUCAGAGUCUUUAAUUACGCUUCUCAGUCAACAUUGAAGCGGACAGCGGAGACGCUCUUGCCUUUCUUCUCUGGAAGACGCGAUGCUAUCAGCUCUUACAUCACUGCGAGCCAGAACGCGCAGAUUCAGGCAUCGGAAAGGACACGAAAGCUUUGGGACAGCAAGAAAGUGGAGGCUGACUUCCUCGUGACGGUCUUCGGUGCUGCUGAUAAGGAGGACGCCGCACUUUCUCCAGAAGAGAAGGCUGCGCGUGAUGAAUACCGCGCGACUGCAAACGAUCGUUGGUCAGUCAAACUCAAGAAGGCGCUCGUAAGUCUGAACAAGGAGAUUACUGGCCCGUUCUCCUUGGGUGAUCAAGUAUCCAUAGUGGAUCUACACCUUGCCCCAUGGCUGGCACGCAUUGCGUUCCUCUGCGAUGGCCUCACAAGUGAUGAUGGUGAUACCAUUGUCGCGAAGAUCGAGACCCGUAUUGGAGGAGGUUUCACUUUACCUAAGGACUUCCAAUCCGUUGCAUCGCCCACACCUAACCAGGUUCCAGACCCGUCAUUAGAGAUAACGCCUGGCGCGAAGAGGGUGAAGCUUGCAGCAUUUUGGGAUGAGAUGAAGCAACGGUCGAGUUGGAAGAAAGUGUAUGGGGAAAGUCUGUUCUGAAUGAAAGGGAGAAAUGAAGUAAAAUGAAUCUUGUAAUAGUACGCAUCUCAAA
Messenger RNA from Fomitiporia mediterranea MF3/22, 1123 nucleotides. RefSeq lists its product as uncharacterized. NCBI's taxonomy places the organism in Eukaryota, Fungi, Basidiomycota, Agaricomycetes, Hymenochaetales, Hymenochaetaceae. The record is from RefSeq and is a predicted model, not a curated record. The transcript has 6 exons. The coding region runs from base 1 to 1071 and encodes 356 amino acids.